AUGAACGGCAUGAGUGGAUCUUCUCAGGCACCUUCACCAUCAUCGUUCUUCCAACAUCAUCGCCGCCAUCACGGCGGCAUGAUGCAUAUGACCUUUUUUUGGGGGAAAAACACGGAGGUUCUUUUCGAUGGCUGGCCAGGGACCAGUCUGACAAUGUAUUGCCUCUGUCUCCUAGCCAUUUUCGCUAUUUCAGCGAUCUCAGAGUGGCUAUCGCGGUGCGGCUUCAUGAAACCUGGUCCGGCUUGCUUCGGGGGCGGGUUAGUUCAGACGGUGGUUUACACCGUGAGGGCUGGUUUGUCUUAUUUGGUCAUGUUGGCUGUGAUGUCGUUCAAUGGAGGAGUCUUCUUGGCUGCAAUGGCUGGUUUUGGAUUAGGGUUUAUGAUUUGUGGAAGUAGGGCUUUUAGGGACACUAGUAGUGACAGUCACACCGAGGUUCAGUCACAUUGUUGA
This is a messenger RNA of Capsella rubella, 450 nucleotides long. Its product is annotated as copper transporter 3. Gene Ontology annotation, cellular component: plasma membrane. Gene Ontology annotation, biological process: intracellular copper ion homeostasis; copper ion transmembrane transport. Lineage: Eukaryota; Viridiplantae; Streptophyta; Magnoliopsida; Brassicales; Brassicaceae. The record is from RefSeq and is a predicted model, not a curated record. Bases 1 to 450 code for a protein of 149 amino acids. Gene Ontology annotation, molecular function: copper ion transmembrane transporter activity. The transcript has a single exon.